This is a messenger RNA of Hordeum vulgare subsp. vulgare (domesticated barley), 1436 nucleotides long. RefSeq lists its product as uncharacterized. Lineage: Eukaryota; Viridiplantae; Streptophyta; Magnoliopsida; Poales; Poaceae. The record is from RefSeq and is a predicted model, not a curated record. Bases 131 to 1318 code for a protein of 395 amino acids. The transcript has 3 exons.
GCAAGACCAGGUUUGGGCAUAUGCCGUAUAAAAAGACUUAUCAGGACUACCAGCGCCAUCGAAUCGAUCUAGGGUUUAAUAACCUGCCAAGGGCCGCCGCCCCCAAGCUAAGCCGUGAGAACCGAGAAUCAUGCCGCUGAGCGUUGCCGCCGAACCCGAAAGAGCAUGUUGGAGUGCCAUCUUCUGCUCUCUGCAGGCCUGCAUCUCUGAGCCCAUUAGAUUUAUUCAUUACGGAAGUCUCGAUGUUGUUCGACGGCUUUUUUGUAGUAGAGGUGUAAGGGAAAGGGCAAGGGGAACGGGAAUGAGAGAAGAAACUGUCAAUCUUGCAGAUGAGCAAACGGGAGACAAAAACUCUCCUGCUGCAGAUGAUGAUUAUAGCGAGCAGCUUGCUGAGUACGGCCACAAUAGUGAUGGUGAGGAUUGCAGUAACUGUGACGACUACCAUGGCACAGAUGGAGACUACCAUGACACAGAUGGUGACUACUCUGACGGAGGUGGAGAUGACUACAGAAAGGAUAUUCCACCGUGUCUGAAAAUUGGCUAUCACGGAGACAGCAAGAAUCUACAUGUUGCUUACAGCUACUCUCGGCACUUGGUGGAGCUGUUAUCUGUGCGUCCCCGAUUUCCCUUUGUGGGCACCUUCGUUGCUUUCAGCGACUGUUCACAUUACUACUGCUCCUCGCUAAAUGGACAACCUCAUCGCAAUGUUGAUUCACAGGGUAAUUUGAUUCUCAGGGCAGAAGGGGCGGCACUUGAGGACUAUUUCCGCAUUAGAGUUGAAAUCCCAGAGGAUGAUAACCGGAUUGACAUAGCAAACUACCUAUUCUGUGUGGACCCUUAUGCAUGUAACAGUGUCAUUAUCCACACAAUGCCAACAAGAUAUGGCCGUGAUAUAGACGUGAUUUUUGUGCCGAUGUAUCGUGCUAUACAGGCCAGAUUGUGUAUCAACCUUCAUCUCACAUCUGGCAGUGGCUGUAGCUCCAUUGACACCGGAUGUUAUGCAUGUGGUGAAAUCACAGCACACCAUCAGUUCUAUGGCGACUAUAAUGUCCUGCUUUUUCAGUGUGGACAAGAUGAUAAGGCAGAGGUUAUUGAUGGCAGACUUCCAUUGUUGCGGACAUGGGCAGCUGUUCCGAUAUACUUAGAGCCGAUCUUGAUAAUCAAGCUGAACCUUUGUGUUUUUACUAAUUCUGGCCAUGUUAAUGACGGCCAUACAAUCUCCUUCCAAGGUGAUCUUACCUUCAACCAUGACCAGCAUGAAAAGACAAUCUGCAAUGCUGACCAUGGUAAAGUUGAAGUGCAGAUUGCAUACCGUUAAUUGGCCAGCGGAGGGAUGUUAUCCGUUGCAAGCUAACCUUUUAUAUGUAUGCUAUCACCCCUUAUAUGUAUGAUAUUGCUGUAUGGAUCAGCUGGAUUUUAUGUCAUAUCUCUCUGAA